Molecule: messenger RNA, 1506 nt
Organism: Echinostoma caproni
Lineage: Eukaryota; Metazoa; Platyhelminthes; Trematoda; Plagiorchiida; Echinostomatidae
Source: the annotation of a GenBank genome assembly
AUGAGCUACUUAUCAAGCACCGUCUGUUUUGUUGGUCUAUUUAUGGUCCUGUCCCUGUUGACCAUACUGGCAUUUGUGGGCAAUGUGUUCGUGGUUAUCUCAGUGUACAAGUGUGCCCGUCUACGAGCGCAGUUCUGUUUUCACUUUCUUACUGGACUGGCGAUUGCGGAUAUCUGUGUGACAAUUCUCGUCAUGCCGUGGUCCAUGCUCUAUGUGGGAUUGGGCUAUUGGCCGCUUGGGUCGGCAUUGUGCAAAGUUUGGCUGUCGUUCGAUGUGCUGUGUUGUACUGCAUCCAUAUUGCAUCUGUGUCUAGUUGCUUUAGAUCGAUACAUGGCUAUCGCUUAUCCAUUGCGUUACGCAGUUCUAGUCAAUGCGCUGCGAAUUCGAUUGAGUAUGCUUGCGGUGUGGUUCAUCAGUGCUCUGAUAUCUUUCAUACCAAUUCACAUGGGGUGGAAUGAAGCGGAUUGGUAUCGAACAGUACAUUUGAAUAACUAUAUAUCGAUUGACGCUAACAGUACCACAAGCAACAGCGUACGCAAUAGUACCACCACCACCGUCAGCACCACCGACAGCAAUCAAACUGCAAUCAGUUCACCACUGACUGAAAAGCCCGAGUGUGAUUUGAAAGUGAAUAUACCCUAUGCAAUCGUCUCAUCAUGCACGUCGUUUUACAUUCCAUUUUUUGUAUUCUGUAUUCUCUACGGUCGGAUAUUGUGUAUAGCACACACUCAGGCACUUCAGGUACGACGAAUUCGUGUUCGAUCGUUUCGGGAGUCACGAAGAAUCGGUGACUACCAGAAUGGUCAGUUCACCAGAAACACACAGUCCGCUCUGGUUCUGUCCAACAUCGGGGUACGACAUUGGUCGGACCUCAUGGACGAGAAAUCUUUCACAAUGACCAAUCAGUCUGAACCGGUUACGGCAAACUUUGAAUUCACAAGACGAAAACGAAGCAAUAAUGGCCAAUCGACGAGGUGUUAUUCAGCCGUGCAAGAGUCGCGUGGAUCUCGACUUCUAUUCGCCUUUCGACCGUCAUUACAGCGAUCAACUACUUCGUCAAUGAAAACGGAACUGAAGGCGAUCAAGACUAUUGGUCUGCUACUAGGAUGCUUUAUGAUCUGUUGGUUACCAUUCUUUUUGGCCUAUGUAAUUCGUGCAAUGUGUGAACAACAUUGUAUAUAUCCACAUUGGUUGAUGAGUAUGCUCACGUGGAUCGGAUACGCAAACAGUGCCGCGAAUCCAGUGUUAUACGCGUUUUUACAAAAAGAUUUUCGGAUGGCUGUGUGGUCAAUGCUUACUAGUCAUUCACAUUCAGGACUGAACAGCUUCCGAAAGUGCAGUUUCCUACAGGCGGAUGACAAAGUGUUUGGGGAAGUUCACGGGAAUGUGUUACAUCAUCGCCGUAUUGCAUCUGCCAUUGAACUGCAUGUAAAAGCCCAGCCACGUACGGAUCGCGCUGCGUCCUCGCAUAAUCUGUCUUUUAGCACCAAUAAGCACUCGCCAUAG